GAAGAGAAAACGUCGACAGGAGCGCAGCUUCUGGGAUUGUAGCAGCGACAGUAAACCCGGAAGAGUUUUGUUUUCUGCCCUGGUAAAGCUAUAAGCGCAUGACAAUCCGGUGGCAUGUGUGCGUCAAUGGUUGCAGUGCGCAGAACACUUUGCAGAUCCUCUAAACAUCACCUGAGAAUGAAGUUUCCACAGGGAUCAGUGAGAUCCACCAGAGACUGCUCUCAGGCUGAAAACAGCUGGAAUCCUCUGAGAUGGGAUCUUUCCCCAGACGAGAUCAGGACCGUCACAGACACCUUAAUAGCCAGAGUGAAGAAGGUCUACGAUGAUGUCGGAUCUCUGCACAUAGAAACCGUCUCUGCUGAAAACAUGCCGGAAGCCCUGGCUAACGCUAAGCUGGACUACGCAUCAUCCCGCCACAUUCUUGACUUCCCUCAGUAUGUCUGUCCCAACAAGGAGGUUCGAUCGGCGAGCACAGAGGCAGACAAGAAACUAUCUGAAUUUGACGUGGAGAUUAGCAUGAGGGAAGACAUGUUCAAGCGUAUGAUGGCCUUGCAGAAAAAGUUUCAAGACAAUCCUUCAACUGAAGAAAAGAGAUUCUUAGACAGACUGGUUACACUGGGCCAGAGGAAAGGACUGCAUCUGUCUAAAGAGAUACAGCAGGAAGUAAAAAAAACCUCCAAGCUUAUCAGUGACCUCUCCAUAGAAUUCAACAGGAAUCUGAAUGAGGACAGUACAUUUCUUGUUUUUUCCGAGCAUGAACUGGGAGGCCUCGCUGAAAUCUAUCUCAAUGGUCUGGAGAGGACAGCAGAGGGGAAGUACAAGGUGACGCUGGAAUAUCCCCACUACCACCCCCUGAUGAAGAGGUGCCACAAUCCUGAGACCCGGAGGAAGAUGGAAACAGCUUUCCACAGCAGGUGUAAACAGGUGAACACGGCGAUUCUUGAACAGCUAAUCCAACUAAGGGCAAAGGUGGCAGACUUACUCGGUUACAGCAGCCAUGCAAACUAUGUGCUGGAGAUUAACAUGGCUAAACACGCAGGCAAUGUGUCCGGCUUCAUAGCUUUCUAAUCAAAUUGACUCCACUGGGAACUGGAUGCAGCCCUCAUCCUCCUGUGCCACUCCCUGAGGUCUACAGCAGAGCUGAUUGGCUCACCAAUUAUGAGCUCCACCAAUCCCUGAUGAGGCCUCCCUUUUUAAACCCAAGACUUCCUGGGAGAAGGCGUGGCUGAUUCUUUGCUGAGACAGCUUGCCACUUUGCAGAGUGUUUGUUGACUGCUGUACACAGCAUUGUCUUUUGUGAGCUUUUGUAAAUCUUUGUUACCUUUGAUAGUCCCUGUGGGGGCUUUGUAUGUAAGCUUAUAGUAGCUAACUGGAGUUUUGUUGUAUUUUAUUUAACCUUAGGUUUUGGUUAAGAUCUUUGGUUUACAACUCUGGUUGUUUUGUGGAUAUUGUUUUAUUUAGUAUUUUUGGUUAAAAGACCCUAACUUUUCAUUGUAGUUGUGUUUUUUACCUUUGUAUUUUG
Xiphophorus maculatus (southern platyfish) is the source of this 1522-nucleotide messenger RNA. Its product is annotated as thimet oligopeptidase-like. The record is from RefSeq and is a predicted model, not a curated record. Bases 115 to 1068 code for a protein of 317 amino acids. Gene Ontology annotation, molecular function: metalloendopeptidase activity. Gene Ontology annotation, biological process: proteolysis; peptide metabolic process. The transcript has 8 exons. Gene Ontology annotation, cellular component: mitochondrial intermembrane space. NCBI's taxonomy places the organism in Eukaryota, Metazoa, Chordata, Actinopteri, Cyprinodontiformes, Poeciliidae.